GUCCAUUUUUAGACAGACAGCGCAGCUAAGCCUACUGGAUACGGGAAAGUGGCUGAGUUGGAGAGUAGACAUUUAUAUAAUAGACAACGCCGCUUGUAUAUAAUUACAUUGCAUCGAGAAGCACAUCGUGAUAUCUUUCGCUAUUCUAUAUCAUCUUUCGCUAUUUUAUAUCAUCUAUCGACUUUCAACUUUCAACUUUCUACAUUCGCUUAACAAGAACCAAAAUACAUCCUUUUAAUACUUAAUAUUCAGCUAUUCAAUAUGCAGAUCAACGCUAUCCUCGCAACCCUCUUCGCGGCUACCGCCUCAGGCGCCGCUAUCAAGUCGAGAUAUGCAUCUGGGUUCACCGUAUCCAACUUCACGGCUUCUUGCAUUCCUCACAGCGUCAUGUGCACUUACGAAUUCUUUGCUAUUACUGAUCCGGCGUCGGCAUCGCCCUCCGGUAAUCCAGAACCGGCAAAGUGUAGUCUCAUGCUCCAGGGUCCUGACUACCUGCCGGCUGUUGGCUGGACAGGGUGCGCAGAGAAGGGAGCGUACUCGUGGGCCGUUGACAAGGUUGAGGACGGCCUAAAGCUCAGCGUCACAACGCCCCAGGACUCCCACGCUAACUACACCGGCGUGUACGAAAUAACUUCAGACCAGCUCGUCACUGAGCAGAACGGCGCUUCUAUCUCUCAGAGGUAUACAGGCCCGUCCGGGUUUCCCAUGUCUUUUGGAGCGUAAGCGCAGGGGGUGUGCUUUAUACUAGCCUGUCUACCUAUAUGAAGUUAGGGGGCGAGAAAGCGAAUUUCUGGUGAUUGAUUAGAGGAGCGGUAGUAUAGAAGACGGUAGCGAUACCUUGAAGAGAUGAAAAUUGGCAUGUUUAAAGGGGAGAUUGCUAGAAAUAUUCGUGAGGGGGGGUAGAAGUUAUAAUUGUGCGGGACGUAUAUAAGAAGUAACAUACGCACUUGACUUUAUCAAUGCAAUGAUACCCAAUUCGCUAUUAUCUAGGAACCCAAGUCAUUUUAUUGUUUGAUGUAUUAGGAGUCGCUUGAGGCUUAAAGCCUUAGUUGAGAAAAGUAAUUUAUAUUGCUUGAGAGUACCUUCAAAGUCCAUUUUUUGGAAGGGCAGUUAGUGCAUAGUCGCGACUUUAAUAUUCUAAGGCUAAGUUCCUUGUUAGUUAAAUGACAAGUAUAAUAACACUUCUUUAUAUUCUGUA
Daldinia decipiens is the source of this 1198-nucleotide messenger RNA. RefSeq lists its product as uncharacterized. The transcript is spliced from 3 exons. NCBI's taxonomy places the organism in Eukaryota, Fungi, Ascomycota, Sordariomycetes, Xylariales, Hypoxylaceae. The record is from RefSeq and is a predicted model, not a curated record. Bases 262 to 723 code for a protein of 153 amino acids.